CUGCGAGCAGGGGCGAGUGCCGCACCGCGCCCAUCCCGCCGGAGCCACUGUCUCCGUGUAAUGGCCGCCGCCCGCCGCGCCUAGUCUAGUCCGCCUCAAGUCGCCGCCACAUCGAGCCGGGCAGACAGACAGAACCAGCCGCACGUACCGCGCAGCCUUCACUUCACCCCUACCUGCACCGCAGUGCUCACAGCCGACGCCGAGGAGGAACGAAAGCCACAGCGCAGUCGGCCCCGAAGCGCGACGGUUGGCGCCGAGCCCCGGGCCGAGAGCGGUCAAUGUGAGCGGCAGCCCGCCGGAUAUUGGGAGUGUUGCAGUGGAGGCAAGCUUAGUGCAGGAAAAUGAGUGAGCUGGAGCAGUUACGUCAGGAGGCUGAGCAACUGAAGAAUCAGAUCAGAGAUGCCAGAAAAGCAUGCGCGGAUGCUACUUUGGCCCAGAUCACAGCCAACAUUGAUCCUGUGGGUCGAAUUCAGAUGCGUACUAGGCGAACACUACGAGGCCACCUUGCUAAAAUUUAUGCAAUGCACUGGGGUACUGACUCCAGACUGCUUGUCAGUGCCUCCCAGGAUGGGAAAUUGAUCAUUUGGGAUAGCUACACCACAAACAAGGUCCAUGCCAUACCUCUGCGAUCUUCCUGGGUCAUGACAUGUGCAUAUGCACCUUCCGGUAACUAUGUUGCUUGUGGUGGUUUGGAUAACAUCUGUUCUAUCUACAACCUGAAAACCCGUGAAGGAAAUGUCCGUGUCAGCCGUGAGCUGGCUGGCCAUACAGGUUACCUGUCCUGUUGCCGUUUCCUGGAUGAUAACCAAAUUAUAACCAGUUCAGGAGAUACCACCUGUGCUCUUUGGGAUAUUGAAACUGGGCAGCAAACAACCACAUUUACUGGCCACACUGGUGAUGUCAUGAGCCUUUCUCUUGCCCCUGAUACAAGGCUUUUUGUCUCCGGUGCUUGUGAUGCCUCAGGCAAACUUUGGGACAUUCGAGAAGGCAUGUGCCGACAGACCUUCACUGGACACGAGUCUGAUAUAAAUGCCAUUUGCUUCUUCCCCAAUGGAAAUGCAUUUGCGACUGGCUCGGACGAUGCCACCUGCAGGCUGUUUGACCUGCGUGCUGAUCAGGAGUUGAUGGUGUAUUCGCAUGACAAUAUCAUUUGUGGCAUUACAUCUGUGGCGUUCUCUAAGAGUGGUCGUCUCCUGCUCGCUGGCUAUGAUGACUUCAAUUGCAAUGUCUGGGAUACUCUGAAAGCUGACCGUGCAGGAGUUCUGGCGGGCCAUGAUAACCGUGUGAGCUGCCUGGGUGUGACUGAUGAUGGCAUGGCAGUGGCAACAGGAUCGUGGGAUAGUUUUCUGAAGAUCUGGAACUAAACCUGUAGAUUGCAGACGAACUCCGAGGUGACUGGAAGAUCAUUCCACAUUCAAUUACGUUGCAUAUCCGAUCCACUGAUACUGACUUGGACACCCCCAACUUCAAAGGGCAAAAUGUACUUUUAACCUUUGCUAUAAUGAAGAGCACAAAGUUAGACAACUUUAAAUGGAAGAUUCUGUGGUAUAAAUAUGAGAUUGCGCAUUCAUUUUGGGACCAUUAUUUUGUUUUGUCUUGAAAACACUAUUAUCCUGCAAAAUACAACUUUAAAAGAAAACUUGGUAAUCAUGAAUAAAUCGCUAAUUUUCUCAGUAAUUUAAAGUUUUAGCACCAUGCGGGUUUGCUGCAGUUAAAGGUUUAAAAACUAUGUUUUAACACGCAUCUCAAUUUUUAAGUUGUUUUUAGCUAAGGAAUUUAAGUAUGAAAUUUUCUGGAAAACAAGGGAGUCCUUGAGCAGCAUCAUUCUGGUUUGUUAAUGACUGUAAAUUAGUAUCAAGCUCUUUUUUGGUCAUGUCCUGUCAUGGACCUUUCGUUGCACAAAUAUUGCGAAUGAAAUAUGUUGAAACUAAACUAACUAAGACACACAGUCAUAGUAAUGAAUGCUUGUUUUUAAAAUGUAAUUUUUUUCACCCCUCUACACUUUAGUGGGUAACAUAGAAAAAUGAAAACUCCCCAAUAAAUUUUAAGCUGGCUGGUUUCUUGGUAAAGUUGCUCAGGGCCCAUUCAGCCUGUGCUUACUAGAGAUUCCUGCUUUUAGCAGCUGCAGAUGUCCUGUGCUUGAAUUUGGUCAAUGUGUGUAUCAAAUGAUGUAAGUUCAAUGUUGAAAAUAAUCUUGAAAUUUCUACGUUAAUUUUUUUUGGGAGUUUUUUUGUUUUUCCUUUUACCAUGGGUUUACUCUUAUAGAAGCAUGCUGUAGAAUUGCAAACAGUGGAAUUAAGUCAAUAGAUAUUCUUUUAUGACACACCUGUUAAAUUGUAACCAUUGUAAUCAUGGCUACUCUGUGCAUAAUGAAGAAUAAAAGGCUAUGCACUUUUUCGAGUAGCGCCGUCACAACAAACUUGACCCGUUUAAACGAUCUUCACAAAUGAUUCUCAAACAAACCAUCCUGUUUAUCCAAUAAAAAUAAAAAUUUGUAGAAAGCUUAAUGUUAGAAUCAUUUUGUACGGGACAGGUUUCUGGCUUUCUGAAUAAUUGAUGGCAGAAGUUUCUGCAGCCAUACUUUACUGUAAACAGAAGUGCUCUUUACUAGCAUUUAGUAGCUUUUCCAUUCUAUCCCUGCAAACUUGUACAGAUGUGCUGUAAUUGUGCGUAGGCCUAAAUAGGCAACUCUCCAUUAAUUCUGUAGGUCUUUCCUCAUACUUUCCUUUUGCCUUUUGUAUUUAAUUUUAAAGUCGGUGUACUACAAGAAAGCUGGAUGCAAGAUAGAUACUAUAUUAAAAUGUACUGUUAUUUAAGAUGUAAUAAAGCAGUUUGACACGA
Leucoraja erinaceus (little skate) is the source of this 2841-nucleotide messenger RNA. RefSeq names its product guanine nucleotide-binding protein G(I)/G(S)/G(T) subunit beta-1. The record is from RefSeq and is a predicted model, not a curated record. The transcript is spliced from 11 exons. Gene Ontology annotation, biological process: G protein-coupled receptor signaling pathway. Gene Ontology annotation, cellular component: heterotrimeric G-protein complex; cytoplasm. The coding region runs from base 342 to 1364 and encodes 340 amino acids. NCBI's taxonomy places the organism in Eukaryota, Metazoa, Chordata, Chondrichthyes, Rajiformes, Rajidae. Gene Ontology annotation, molecular function: signaling receptor complex adaptor activity; protein binding.